Messenger RNA from Dinoponera quadriceps, 669 nucleotides. RefSeq lists its product as uncharacterized. Lineage: Eukaryota; Metazoa; Arthropoda; Insecta; Hymenoptera; Formicidae. Gene Ontology annotation, molecular function: olfactory receptor activity; odorant binding. Gene Ontology annotation, cellular component: plasma membrane. Gene Ontology annotation, biological process: sensory perception of smell; detection of chemical stimulus involved in sensory perception of smell. The record is from RefSeq and is a predicted model, not a curated record. The transcript has 3 exons. The annotation marks the transcript as partial.
AUGGUCGCAGAAGAUUGGGAUAAUUCAAAAAGUAUUCAAGAUAGAAAUGUAAUGAUUAGAAUGGCGCAGAAUGCCCGCAAUAUCAUUACUUGUGCAUACUGUAUAAUGGCAGUUGCAUGUUUCUUUAUAAUCGUUUUACCUGGCUUUGGAAUUUCAAUGAGAUUGACGACAAAUUUUACUGAUCCUGGUAGACCACUGCCUUUGCAGACAUAUUAUAUUUACGAUGUAACGAGCAGACCACAAUACGAGCUCACAUUUAUUAGUCAGGCUAUCUACAUUCUCUUCGCAAUUAUGUCUUACACCGGUAUCGACAAUUUCCUCGGACUGCUAAUAUUUCACAUAUGUGGUCAAUUGGAGAUUCUCAAAAAUCAAUUGAUAAGCUUGGACAAAUAUAAGAACUUUCAUAACAGCCUGAAGAGCUGUGUGACGAAACACAUCCGUUUAAUUAGAGCUAUUGUAGUUAUAGAAGAUACAUACAAUAUAACACUUCUUGCAUUGUUUGUAUAUUUUGGAAUACUUUUUGCUUUUUAUGGUUUCCGUAUAAUUACUUUGUUCGAGAAAGGGAAUGAUUUAUCGUUUUUUCACUUGAUGUAUCUAUUAUCCAAUAUCUUCAAUUUAUUUGCUCAUAUGUGCCUAUAUUGUGCCCUCGGCGAAAUUCUGGUUGCUCAA